AUGGAGCUGCCGCUGCUGCUGGUGGUGCUGACUGGGAUCUGCGCGGGAAGGGUCCUAGAGACAGUCCCCUACACGCCCCAGAUCACUGCCAAGUCGCUGGAAGGGAAGCUCACCGCGACCACCUUCACGCUGGACCAGCCCAUCUGCAUCUUCGAUCAGUACGUGAACAGCACCGAUGACAUCUGGCUGGUCGUUGCCUUCACUAACGUCACAUCCCAUUUCAAAAAUCCAACCUCAAAGAUCCAAAUCCCUCCCUACCAGAAGCUAUCGACCGCUCUCCAUUACAUGACGCUGAAGACUUCCAUAGCCUUCUACCCAUGUGCUGAAAACAGGCCCCCUAGCGUGCUCCGGGUUGGCAGUGACACGUCCUGCAAAGACGACCGCAGCCUGGAGUACUGCAACGGACCCCUGCCUCAUCCCGGUCCCUACAGAGUGAAAUUUCUCAUCCUGGAUACCAAUGGGUCCAAGGCAGAGACAAGAUGGUCCCAACAAAUUAUACUGAAGCAAGGUCGCAAGGCGCGCUCCAUCGACACCUGGCCCGGGAGGCGCAGCGGCACCAUGGUCGUCAUCACUUCCAUCCUCUCCAGCUUCAUCGGCGUCCUGGUGAUCUUGUUCCUGUGCACGGUCGCCUACGAGUGCUUUAAGCUUUGGCGGCGAGAGGAGCCCGCGGUCCCGGAGGAGCCACGCGCCGGGUCCUUCAGAGAG
This is a messenger RNA of Terrapene triunguis (Three-toed box turtle), 705 nucleotides long. Its product is annotated as uroplakin-3b. The annotation marks the transcript as partial. The record is from RefSeq and is a predicted model, not a curated record. NCBI's taxonomy places the organism in Eukaryota, Metazoa, Chordata, Testudines, Emydidae. The transcript has 6 exons.